AAACAUAGUCUCCAAGCGUUUAUUCUCAAUUUCUCUUGGUCGGGACACACAAAUCGUCAAAGUUGCAAUAAUUUUAAGCCGCUGUAGAAACUUCAAAAAAAAAAGUGACGUUUUGGACGGCAACACCUCGAUACGGUCCUGCUACGGCGCGACGAAAAUAGCAGACGACAGUGUGCUGCGACUGCGGCAGCUGCUGUUCCGCCUCUUCGCGGUAUCUCACUACGUGUGCGCGAAGAGGAGGCGAUCCGCAUUCAUAGUUUUCUCGAAAUUUUCUCUCGAAGCGCGAAAUUUUUACGAACGACGGACCGACUGCGAAAAUGGCAGAGAUAACGGAUUUCGGACCGAGAAAAACGUUUUUUAUACUCGCGAUCGUGUUCGGCUGCUUCACGGUGCUGUGGCCGAAAAUUCUGCACCCUAUGUUCGUAGGAUUUGUCACUCCACAUCACUCGGACAGCUCGGUGUGCUGCGAAGUGAUAUUUGAAAGCGAUGUCACCGCAGUGGAUAUCAUGCAAGAGAUGUGUCAAAACAUAUUGAGGCACCAUCCGGUAGAUCCACGCGUGAGGGAUGCGUUAAAGCUUAGCAAGUUGACCCCUCAGACUGCAAGCCUGUGUAGAGAGGAGGUUCUAGCCAGAUGUGGUAUAGAUCUGUCAUCCUUUCUCGCAGAAAGGGAGAGCCUGGGAAAAACCUAUAAACAAGUGUUGGAGGAAAUUAGAUCGUUCAAUAGCUCUCUUUGCCUUAAAAUGAAUUUCGGUGUGCCACUGUCCCAAUUGGGGACACCUCACCUUAUCAGAUAUCAUAUCUUGAUGCCGCACAAUACUAUACCACAGGAACGUCGCCCUCCUCCUCAUGCAGGUGGAAUGCAUCCUGCGCUGAGAGAGAGAGGAAGAGCCAUACCAACCUCUCAUAUUGUUCCAAAAAUAAUGGAUAGGACAACUGACCACAUAAUACCAAAAAUGAGGCCACCUCUCGGUGGUGCCGGUCACGUUGUUCCAGCACCCAAAGGAAACAGCACAAUGGGGAUCAUUAUGCCGCUAUACACAAUAGGAAUAGUCUUGUUUUUCAUGUACACCAUUAUUAAGGUUCUGAAGAAGAAUUCCGACAGCGAGAUUAUUUCGGAAUACCCGGGAGCAGCUGCCGAGAAGGAGUUUCGGAAAAUGGUAUUCAGUCCAGAAGCUCUUGCUACUGCGAUGACUGGAGGUACCUUUCAUUAUCCAAGAGAAAGAUCACCGCACUCCAGGUCUGCUCCAACUAUCGAAGAAUUAAACGAUCAAGCGGCAGGAGACAUAGAGAUAGAUCAACUGAGACAACGUUUGGUCGAGACCGAAGCAGCCAUGGAAAGAAUUGUUGUCCAGAUGGGCAACAUACGUUCAGUAAAGCAUAAGUCGAGCUCACAGCCAGAAACCAAGGAGGACACUGCAGACCAGGAAUCACAUAGUAGGGAAAGUGAAGAGUUAGAUGCAGCAGAGCAAUCGCCAACAGUUAAAGUUAUGGGUAUGGAAAUGACAGCUAGUUGCGAAAGUGGGCAGAAAUGCAGCAGACCCACUACUCCUAUUAUUCCUACACCAAGUAAUAUUGAAAGAGAAAAAACACCACCAACGCCUAUAUAUUUAGAGGGUGCCCUUCCACCGCAAUGUGAAUUACUAGUAACGGAUUCAGAAACUCAAGCUGAAAAAUCAGAGGACGACGACGACGCUCCAGUUGUUCUCUCAGGCAAAAUGACUCUCUCUGUCAUCAGUCUCGACCAGAUUCCAGCUGAUUCGGUGAUUGAAGAACCAGAUGAAAAGAGAACAAAUGUUGUGGAUACCCAAAAGGAAAUUUGGGAUGUAAAAGAUGAGAAAAACGCAAUACUGCAAAAGGAGAAAAAUGAAGAAAAUAGAAAAAUGAAUGAAGAGGAAUACGAAGAAGAAGAGGAAGAAGAAGAAAUGGAACAAAAGGAGAAAAAAGUAGAAGAACAAGAGGAAGAGGAGUAUGAAGAAGAAGAGUAUGAAGAAGAGGAAUAUGAAGAAGAAGAGGAACAGGAAGGUGAGGAGGAAGAAGAAGAAGAGGAAGAAGAGGAGGAAGAGAAACAGGAAGAAGAAGAGGAGGAAGAGAAACAGGAAGAAGAAGAGGAGGAAGAGAAACAGGAAGAAGAAGAAGACGAAGAAGCAGAAGAGGAAGAUGAAGAUGAGGAAGAGCAAGAGCAAGAAGAUGAAGAAGAGGAGGAAGAAGGGGAUGAAAUGGAUGACUGAAUUGAAAAUUUAAAGAAAAGAUAAAAAGAGAAACAGAAAAGAAUCCAGCUAAAAGACUUCAAAAAUAAUUCUUUUUUUUUUUUUUUUUUUGAAAGGAUCAGUGUUUACCAAUCUUUAAUAAGUCUUUUUAUUAUAAUGAAAAUAAUUAUGAUUACUGUAACAUAUAUAAGAAAGCUAAUCUAAUAUUCUCACAAUAUGAAGAUGCAUAAAUUUCUUGUUGGUUAAGCACUGCCAGAUAUUUUAAAUGUUAUAUGCAUCGCAUUUCUGUUCUUUUUUUUAUCAAUAUAUUUGACAUUUUAUUGAAUCAUAAAUUUAUUAAUCAUAUUACAUAGGGGGCCAAAAGAAAGAGAGGCAGUGCUGUCUGUGCCACGUUACAAUGCCAUGAUGGCAUAGAUACUUCAAUUUAUAAUAAAUUAUUACUCAUAAUUAGAAAUUAAACAAAAUCUGUUUUAGAAAAUAUCUAAUAGAUAAAAUUAAUAGAAAAAGCCCUGUAAUCUGUCCAAUCAUAGUACAUGCAUGUCAAAUCCAGUGAUUGGCAAGCACUGAUACAAAUUUCAUGAAAGCCAAAGAUUUUUUCUUUUCUUUGUACUAUACAACUAGAGUACUUUUCUUGCUUCAUGUACUAAUCAUUGCUCUAUAAAUGUUUAAUUUUAUAUCAUUAUAGCAUUUUUGUGUCAUACUUUUAAUUUUCAUAUUCUGCAAUGUGUUCACGUUUUAAUUUCUAUAUUUGUGAAACAUAGAAUGUUCUAUCAUUUCUAUAUUUCUGGCUUCAAUUUGUAAAUGUAAAUUCAAAUAUAUUUAUUUCACUUAUAUAUAAAA
Messenger RNA from Solenopsis invicta (red fire ant), 3047 nucleotides. RefSeq names its product DNA ligase 1 (gene RIC-3). Gene Ontology annotation, cellular component: neuronal cell body; neuron projection; intracellular membrane-bounded organelle. Bases 318 to 2228 code for a protein of 636 amino acids. NCBI's taxonomy places the organism in Eukaryota, Metazoa, Arthropoda, Insecta, Hymenoptera, Formicidae. The transcript has 8 exons. The record is from RefSeq and is a predicted model, not a curated record. Gene Ontology annotation, biological process: protein localization to cell surface; synaptic transmission, cholinergic.